AUGCCCCGUCGACCUCCGUCGUUGGAAUCCGUGGGUUCUGUGGGCUCCCCCAUUGACCCGAAGCUUAGGAAAAAGGUCGCCGUCGUCGGCAGUGGAUGUGCCGGCAUUGCUGCCCUCUGGGCGUUGAAUCGAAGCUAUCAUGAUGUCUACAUGUAUGAGGCCGCGUCAAGGCUCGGCGGACACACGAAUACCGUAACUUGGAAGAAUGGAAAGUAUGAGACGAGGGUCGACACGGGAUUCAUCGUCCUCAACGCGGCGACGUACCCAAACUUCAUCAACUUUCUGAAGAGGGUCAAGGUGGAUACAGUCCCGACGGAGAUGACGUUCGGUGUAACGCGAGAUCACGGCUUAUUCGAAUGGGCCGGCACGAGCUUGGACGCCCUCUUUUCCCAGCGCAAGAACAUCUUUUCGCUGCGCAUGUGGAGGAUGAUCUUCGACAUUAUCCGCUUCAAUCAGUUUGCCCUGGACUUGUUGAUGGCCGAUGAUGAGAAUGAUGCCGCCGCAAUGAAUGGGUACAGCAAGGGAGCAAGGCGGGAGGAGACGAUUGGCGAAUACCUCGACAGGGAAGGCUACUCGGACGCCUUCAGGGACGACUACCUUAUUCCCAUGACCGCUGCGGUGUGGAGCACAAGCCCGGACAAGUGCACACUCGAUUUCCCAGCUGUCACCCUCGUUCGUUUCAUGUGGAAUCACCAUCUCCUGUCAACCAUUUCGACCAGACCGCAGUGGCUCACCCUGAAGAAGUGUGGAAAGUCAUACAUCGACGCCGUGAUGCACGGAUUCCCGUCAAACCACCUCUUCCUUAACACGCAAGUCACCCAGGUCACGAGUGAGGAGGACGGCAGAGUACGAGUCCACACCCACAACGGAAAGUCCGAUGUAUACGACCAUGUCAUCUUGGCAACUCAUGGAGACCAGGCCCUCAGGAUAAUUGGGUCAUCCGCAACGCCAGAGGAGAAGGAGAUUCUGUCUGCGUUCAAGACGUCAGAGAACUCAGUCGUGCUGCACUCCGACCUCUCGCACAUGCCAGCCUCAGAGAAGGCCUGGUCGAGCUGGAACUACCUCACUCUCUCAUCACCCUCAACUGGGAAGCAGAAUAUCGACCAGGUCUCCUUGACGUACAACAUGAACAUUCUGCAGCAUAUCCCCCGCGAUACCUUCGGCGAUGUCCUCGUCACGAUGAACCCCCUGCACCAGCCGAACCCGGACACGAUCCAGGGCUCUUUCACUUACCGCCACCCCCUCUACACCCCGGAGGCCGUUCGCGCACAGAAGCUACUGCCACGCAUUCAGAACAAGCGUGGAAUCAGUUACGCCGGAGCAUGGACGAAGUACGGCUUUCACGAAGACGGCUUCAGCAGCGGUCUGCACAUUGCACAGGAUCACCUCUACGCGAAGCUGCCGUUCCAGUUUGUCGAUUCCACGUACAGCCGAGGGAGGAAGCCCUCACUGGGACUUGCUGAUUUGUUUGUGAGACUCAUCAUUCUCAUAAUUCAGGUGUUUGUUGUGAGAGUGUUGGAGAGAGCCAUUGGCGCAGCGAUGAGGGUUGUUACUCCGCGUGCAAACCGCCUGAAAAGGGCCGUCAAGAACGGGAAGGCUGCAUGA
This is a messenger RNA of Colletotrichum siamense, 1605 nucleotides long. RefSeq lists its product as uncharacterized. The coding region runs from base 1 to 1605 and encodes 534 amino acids. The transcript has 3 exons. The record is from RefSeq and is a predicted model, not a curated record. Lineage: Eukaryota; Fungi; Ascomycota; Sordariomycetes; Glomerellales; Glomerellaceae. Gene Ontology annotation, molecular function: oxidoreductase activity.